This is a messenger RNA of Miniopterus natalensis, 2015 nucleotides long. Lineage: Eukaryota; Metazoa; Chordata; Mammalia; Chiroptera; Miniopteridae. The record is from RefSeq and is a predicted model, not a curated record.
CACUGGCCACUGUCCCUGCAGGGGCUGGCCAGGAUGUGGGCCGAAGCUGCAUCCUGGUCUCUAUUGGGGGCAAGAACGUCAUGCUGGACUGCGGGAUGCACAUGGGCUUCAACGAUGAUAGGCGCUUCCCCGACUUCUCCUACAUCACCCGCAAUGGCCGGCUGACCGACUUCCUGGACUGUGUGAUCAUCAGCCACUUCCACCUGGACCACUGCGGGGCCCUACCCUACUUCAGCGAGAUGGUGGGCUACGACGGGCCCAUCUACAUGACCCACCCCACCCAGGCCAUCUGCCCCAUCCUGCUGGAGGAUUACCGCAAGAUCGCCGUGGACAAGAAGGGCGAGGCCAACUUCUUCACCUCCCAGAUGAUCAAGGACUGUAUGAAGAAAGUGUCGGCUGUCCACCUCCACCAGACGGUGCAGGUGGACGAAGAACUGCAGAUCAAGGCCUACUACGCGGGCCAUGUGCUGGGUGCGGCCAUGUUCCAGAUCAGAGUGGGCUCGGAGUCUGUGGUCUACACGGGCGAUUACAAUAUGACCCCGGACCGGCACCUGGGGGCCGCCUGGAUCGACAAAUGCCGCCCCAACCUGCUCAUCACAGAAUCCACGUACGCCACGACCAUCCGAGACUCCAAGCGCUGCCGGGAGCGAGACUUCCUAAAGAAAGUUCACGAGACGGUGGAGCGUGGUGGGAAGGUGCUGAUCCCUGUGUUUGCAUUGGGCCGUGCUCAAGAGCUCUGCAUCCUGUUGGAGACCUUUUGGGAGCGCAUGAACCUGAAGGCCCCAAUCUACUUCUCCACGGGCCUGACGGAGAAGGCCAACCAUUACUACAAGCUGUUCAUCACCUGGACCAACCAGAAGAUUCGGAAGACCUUUGUCCAGCGGAACAUGUUUGAGUUCAAGCACAUCAAGGCCUUUGACCGGGCCUUUGCUGAUAACCCGGGUCCAAUGGUCGUGUUUGCCACACCAGGGAUGCUGCAUGCUGGCCAGUCCCUACAGAUCUUCCGGAAGUGGGCAGGGAAUGAGAAGAACAUGGUCAUCAUGCCCGGCUACUGCGUGCAGGGCACCGUGGGCCACAAGAUCCUCAGCGGACAGCGCAAGCUGGAGAUGGAGGGGCGGCAGGUGCUGGAGAUCCGGAUGCAAGUGGAGUACAUGUCCUUCAGUGCCCACGCGGAUGCCAAGGGCAUCAUGCAGCUGGUGGGCCAGGCAGAGCCUGAGAGCGUGCUGUUGGUGCAUGGCGAGGCUAAGAAGAUGGAGUUCCUGAAGCAGAAGAUUGAGCAGGAGUUCCGGGUCAGUUGCUACAUGCCGGCGAAUGGUGAGACGGUGACGCUGCCAACAAGCCCCAGCAUUCCCGUGGGCAUCUCGCUGGGGCUGCUGAAGCGGGAAAUGGCACAGGGGCUGCUCCCUGAUGCCAAGAAGCCGCGGCUCCUGCAUGGCACCCUGAUCAUGAAGGACAGUAACUUCCGGCUGGUGUCCUCAGAGCAGGCUCUCAAGGAGCUGGGCCUGGCUGAGCACCAGCUGCGCUUUACCUGCCGUGUACACCUGCACGACUCACGAAAGGAGCAGGAGACGGCCCUGCGUGUCUACAGCCACCUGAAGAGCCUCCUCAAGGACCACUGUGUGCAGCACCUUCCCGACGGCUCUGUGACUGUGGAGUCCACCCUCAUCCAGGCUGCUGCCCACUCAGAGGACCCAGGCACCAAGGUGCUGCUGGUCUCCUGGACCUACCAGGAUGAAGAACUGGGGAGCUACCUCACGUCUCUGCUCAAGAAAGGCCUGCCUCAGGCCCCCAGUGGAGGCAGCUGACCACAGCAGGCUGUCCUGCCCUUCCUCUGCCCAGCUGGAGGGCCCUGGGCUUCCCCUGUAUGACAGUGUCUGUGCUCGGCCUUCCCUCUGGGUGUGCAGCACACAGCUGGCCACAGCCCUCAAUUUGGGGACAUUGUCAGUGUCACAUCUGCCCAAGAGGCAGUUUUUGGUGGAAUAAAUAAAUAACCCUGGAGACUUCUUCACAUUUUA